This is a messenger RNA of Lobosporangium transversale, 470 nucleotides long. RefSeq lists its product as hypothetical. Lineage: Eukaryota; Fungi; Mortierellomycota; Mortierellomycetes; Mortierellales; Mortierellaceae. The transcript is spliced from 3 exons. Bases 1 to 399 code for a protein of 132 amino acids. The record is from RefSeq and is a predicted model, not a curated record.
AUGCCUAACUAUAAUAGUCAAGUUUCCCGACGCAAGGCGCAGGAAUCAACUUUAGAUGUCCAACCAGUUAUUUCAUGCACAACUGUCAUUCUCAAUAACAAGAAACAAUUUUUUGUAAUUGCUCGUGACUAUCAGGACCCUGAAGCUUUUAAUCGCCGCCUUUCCGUCCGUCCAACACAUCUAGUAGGUGCCACUUCACUCAAGAAGACUGGUGCUCUUCAACUGGGCGGUGCACUCUUAUCAGAUCAUUCGGAAUCUGCAAAGAUGAUUGGAUCCAUCAUGGUCUUUAAUGCUGACUCUGAGAAGGAGGUGGAAGAAAUCCUUAAAAAGGAUCCCUAUGUUACGGAAAAGGUUUGGGAACACUACCAGAUCAUUCCCUUCCGCCAAGCUUCUUUUUAAUAAACUGGCUAUGUGUUUACAAAUGUUAUCAAAUAAAUAUUGACAAUCGCGUACGAUUUCUUAUUUAUUUU